Messenger RNA from Linepithema humile (Argentine ant), 3551 nucleotides. The record is from RefSeq and is a predicted model, not a curated record. NCBI's taxonomy places the organism in Eukaryota, Metazoa, Arthropoda, Insecta, Hymenoptera, Formicidae.
CUUUCGAUGGCUACUUCGAUGCUGGUGAAUCAUCAUAUUUGCCUCGCCGUAAAUUCGUUCCGUUCUAUCCGUUCUAUAAUAAAAUGUGUGUUGCGGGUGCUAUCUUUCUUUCUUUGUUGCAACUCUCUGUUGCAAGAUAUCCGUGCCCCAAUUUUCAUUUUGCUAUAAUGUAAUAAAACGCGCAUCGAGAGUGCGGGAGUGUCGUUAUACCGGGAGUGCCGUUUAAAGUAUCGCUCGAUUUUUGUAUUUGGAUGUGUUCGCGAGCAAUGCGAACAUGAUCGCGAACGCGUGUGAGUGCCAUUAAAAAGCAGGAAGCCCAGGGAAUAUCGAACGAUGUUGGAGCAACAUUGUGCCUAACCAGACUCCCGGAGGGGACACUCUCGAGGCCGAAGUCAACCGCUGACAGUGACACUAUGGAGUGAUUCGAUCGACAUUGUAUCAGAUAUCAAGAUGGACGCAGAGGCAGCAUUAUUGGAAAACUCGCCAACCUUGUCGACGAUCUCGUCGGAUUCCACGGACGCGACGUAUUCCGGACCCGACUCACCCUAUUCUCCGGAAUCGCCGAUCAUCGUCACGUCCUCUUAUAAAAAAAAGCGUAACGAUGAAGUCACGCCCAGACCAACGCCCAGACACCCAUUGCCACCGAGGAAGCCGAGCUUCCGGAUACGACCGCCCUACCUCAUGAUCUGUAUUAGCAUCAUUGAGAUAACCGUCCAUUGCCUGGGAGACGAGGCAACGUUACGGAGAUGGUUGGUCUACGAUCCCCGUCAGAGGGUGCAGGGCUGGAGGUUUGUCUCCUACAUGCUGCUGCACUCGAACGCACUUCACCUCGCACUCAACGUGGUCAUUCAGCUGGUCCUGGCCACUCCACUCGAGGUGGAGCAAGGGCGAAUAGGGGUGGCGACGAUCUAUCUGGGUGGCGGAGUCUGCGGCGCUCUGGGAGCGUCGCUUCUGCAACCUAGUCUUUACCUGGUCGGCGCUUCAGCCGGUGUUUACGCACUGCUCACGAGUCAUCUCGCCCAUCUCUACCUGUGCCACGGCGAGCUGCGCUACGCCGGCUGGCGUCUCGGCGCCGUGCUGCUGCUGGCCGGUGCGGACGUCGCGUCGCUGCCCGUACCGGCGCUACUCGGAUGCGGUCGGGUCGGCUGGGCGGCGCACGUCGCGGGCGCGCUGGCGGGUCCACUUCUGGGCCUGGCCGUGUUCCCGAACCAGAGCAAGAAGGACGCCCGGGGCCGCAGGUUCGUGCGAUACGUGCGGCUGCUGUCGGCCGUGAGCGUGAUGCUGCUGAUCGUCGGCGCCGUCCUCGGCAACGUCUAUCUGAUCGCCCUGCCGCAGCUCAGGAAGCCAUCCUGACAAAGGAUCGAAAUGCUCGUCAAGCUCUGCAGACGGUCCUUCCUGAUCGUGAAGAUCCGGGAGGCCGCCGAGAGUGUGUUCGAGUAGGCGCGCUCGGAAGAGCGGAUGAACAUGAAAAGACCGAACUGUGGACUUGCAUGUGAGAUCUCAGCGUCGAUCGCGCGGAGUGAACUUUUUUCCGCUCCUCAUCUUUCUGAUCUCGCGUGAAUCCUCGUGCCAUCGGAAGAUAGUCGCGCUUUCGUCGUGAUUUCGAUAAAUUCGUGUCAAAAAAAAAAGUUGCCCCUGUACUUCUCGUGUGAUUGAUAAACCGGGACGAUCAUACAAGCGAGCAUCAACGCUCGAUGAAACGAUAGAACCAAAGAUCGACGAUUCGCGUUGUCGAACCCGUUCACACUACUCGCUGCCAUUAGAAUCUCUAGAGGAUCUCAAAGACUCUCAAAGAUGGAGUGCGCGAUUGAAUGGCGAAAUGUAUCCGAUGGUGAAUACAAAUCGUGACUCUUCACGCCUGACACUUUGAUAAAUUUGAUAUUGCAAAUAAAAUUAAUAAAAGUUGCGACUUUUUUAUAGACAAGUAGGACGUUCAAAACUGCCGAUCGCCGCAACCAUUCGACAAGAUCGAGUUGUGUAUGAAUGAUACUUAACGAUUCUUAAUGACUUCUCUCUCUCGCUAUAUCAAUCUCGCUGUAGCGGCGAACAAGAAAAGACUCUGCAGAUGUGAAAAAUGUGUGUAUAAUAAGAGUAAGAAAAAUCAUAACACAAUAUAAGAGACGAUAUGCAUUGACGGGCGUGUAAGUUUGCCCAGGAGCGGCGAACGAUUAUUGUAGAAUGUGAAAGUAAUUUAUUUGCAUAAAUACAAAGGAAGAAGAAACAAUUGUUAUGAGUGGUAAGAAACCGCGAUUCCGCGGAUGUUGAAGCCGGCGCGCGUCGCUGGCGAUAUAUUAUUGACAAUGGGAUACCUUCACCCUUUUCCAUUCUUCGUAUUAACGGUUUAGCGUGUACGAGAUAUUGUAAGAAGGUGUGUAUAAAAUAAAAUGAUCAUAUUAUUAACGUAAACGUGUUAUAAUGUAACGAAGAUUUUAAUAAUGGCAAGAUAAAUGUAUCGAUCGUUAAUAAACCAAAGUUUAACAACGUGCGACUGAUUACGAGCGAUGCCACGUAAACUCUGAACGAACUAAUCCGCUGUCGUAGAAAUAACAUCGUAAUCUUGAAUCGUCUCUCGACGUUAUCGAAUAAUGUAGAGCGGGAGGAUAACGGAAUUAGUGGAGUCUCUAAAACGAAUUUCUAUACCUUGAGCCAGAGUCCUGCCAUGCUCCCCGAUAAAUGUGCAAGAGCGAGCAAGAUCUUUUAUAGCGUAACAAUAACGUAAAGAUAAUCACGUUUCUAUUUGCGAAGCUGUAAACCCGCAGAAAUAUUCAUAGCGUAGCGUAGUAUCUUUAAUCACGAUGCUAACUGUGCAGAGGUUGUUAAGAGAGUUCGUGUGCGUACAGAUUUGAAGCGUUCAUCAAUUUUCGAUCGUGUUAUUUCUCUCCGCUUCAAUUUAUCACAGCUAACGGCCACAUCGAACGAUAACAUAAAUUAUCGUUAUUAGUUUGGAUUAACAGCUCGGUUAAUUAACUGGCUUGUCGGAAUUUUCUAAUAAACAAUUAGGUGAAGAUAAUGCGAUCUAAUCAGUUGUGGCUCAUUUCCCCGAAAUUGAUCCAACUGACAACUCUUAUUUCACUCGAGAGUUUCCCGAAUCACUUCCGCGGAUUAAUAUUCAAAGGGAAGAAUUUAUUGCUAUUAACAAAAUCACACUCGCGCGCUGUAAGAGAAAUAUCGGCGCCGAAGUGAAUUAUAUUCGUAUAAUUUCGCGCAUACAUACACACACACACACGCACGCAUACAUACACACGUGUAGCGAUGUAGAAUGAAAAAGUUGAGAAAAAUGAUGUGUUCUCCCGGGCAAUUAGUCGUAUACUCGUAUAUCUAUUUGUUUAUCAAUGUUACAUGAGACGAACUGGCUGUGAUUAUGUUAGUGUUGUCGUCGACAUGAUUAUAUUAUGAAACCUUGUAAAUAUGAAUUAUCAAAUAUAGAUAUGAUUACACAUUCAGCUCUCAUAUACGUACUGUGAUUUCGCCGCGAGUACAUAAUGAGGCCCCGUUAUCUCCAUUGUAUAUCGGAACAAUCGAUUGCCUGCAAUAAAGUCAAACGAAUCGUA